Paramuricea clavata is the source of this 651-nucleotide messenger RNA. Lineage: Eukaryota; Metazoa; Cnidaria; Anthozoa; Malacalcyonacea; Plexauridae. The record is from the annotation of a GenBank genome assembly.
AUGGCCCCUACAGAAAUUGCCAAUUGUGAGCUUUGGAAUCAUGGCCCUGGCAUGUUAUAUGGCGAAAUGGACGGGGAGGAACAUAAAGAGCAAAUAAUCACAGAAAUUCCGAAAGAAUGUACGAAAGAAAUGAGAAUCGCUGACCAAAAGAAAUUGGGAAACAACGUUCAAAACUCCCUUUUGGUGGUUGAGGGCGAGAAGACAGAGAAGAGCAUUGCUAUGAUAAUAAACUGUAAUAACUUCAGUUCGUUUCGAAGGCUGAUCAGAGUUACUGCUCGAGUCUUGAAAUUCACAAAGAUUCUGAAAAGGAAAUGCAUGCGCAAAUCGAAAGAAUUGACGACUGACGAUGUUAAAGAGGCAGAAUUGUUAUGGAUUAAAGAAAUACAAACAUCUCUAAAACGCGAUUCCAGAUACGAGUCUUGGCGGCGACAGUUCGCACUGUUCAGCGACAGCCAAAGAGUGCUAAGAUGCGGUGGACGCAUAUCAAACGCUGAGAUUCAUUACGAAACCAAACACCCGAUCAUGUUGGACAGAAAUCACAGAGUAACACGACUCAUCAUAGAAGAAUGCCACGAACGCGUUCACCACAAAAGAAACACUCACCGAAAUCAGAUCGAAAUUCUGGAUUGUCAAGGGAAGGCAAUUGAUUAG